Messenger RNA from Saccharomycopsis crataegensis, 3195 nucleotides. RefSeq names its product putative ATP-dependent permease ADP1 (gene ADP1). Gene Ontology annotation, cellular component: membrane. Lineage: Eukaryota; Fungi; Ascomycota; Saccharomycetes; Ascoideales; Saccharomycopsidaceae. The record is from RefSeq and is a predicted model, not a curated record. The transcript has a single exon. The coding region runs from base 1 to 3195 and encodes 1064 amino acids. Gene Ontology annotation, biological process: transmembrane transport. Gene Ontology annotation, molecular function: ATP hydrolysis activity; ATP binding; ABC-type transporter activity.
AUGAUACAUUCUUGGUGGAUCCUCUUCUCUUCUCUUUUUCUCAAACUCUGUUUAGGGUAUGCCGCUAACGAACUACCGUGGUUAAACAACGCUAUCGAUGCCGAUGAGUUGAUGGCGGGUCAGCUGGUGUUCGACAACCCUACUUAUGAGUCCAUCGACAAAUGCCCUCCAUGCUUCAAUUGCAUGCUUCCGAUCUUUGAAUGUAAACAAUUCUCGCAGUGCAAUGAAUACACUGGUCAAUGUGAAUGUAUCUCGGGAUUUGGUGGGGUUGACUGCGCCCAACCGGUUUGUGGGUCUUUGAGUGACGGCAAUGAUCAUCGUCCUCCUCGUGGAGAAAACGAAACUACUUGCGACUGCAAGCCUGGUUGGUCAGGUAUAAAUUGUAAUAUCUGUGAAGAGGAUACUGUUUGUGAUGCGUUCAUGCCUCAAAAAGGUCUUAAAGGCACCUGUUAUAAGCAAGGUCUUCUUGUCAAUCAGUUCCAUCAGAUGUGUGAUGUCACCAACAAAAAAAUUGUUGCUAUUUUGAAUGGUAAGAAACCACAAGUUACCUUUUCUUGUAACAAAACCGCAGAAAACUGCAAUUUUCAAUUCUGGAUUGACCAAAAAGAAAGUUUCUACUGUGAUCUAAACACUUGUUCCCUUAAAUAUGACUUGGCAAGCAAUACUAGUCAUUACCAGUGUGAAGAUGUGGCUUGUAAAUGCCUUCCUGACCGUAUGCUUUGCGGUGAGGACGGUUCAAUUGAUAUCUCAGACUUCCUUACAGAAACCAUCCGUGGACCAGGUGAGUUUUCUUGUAACUUGGCUGAACGUAAUUGUCAGUUUUCUGAACCAAGUAUGAACGACUUAAUUUUAUCUGUGUUUGGGGACCCAUAUAUCACUCUCCAUUGCGAAUCGGGUGAAUGUAUUCAUUAUAGUGAAAUACCAGGUUAUUUGCUUCCCCCAAAGAGGGCCUUAUCUCUAUACAAUCUUUUCUUCAUUGCUGCCGUGGUGCUAGGGGUUUCUUGCCUUAUAGUGGUUUUGGUAUUCUAUAUCAAAAAGUCUCCACUAUUUGGCGAUAGUACUAUUGUAUUAUCUGAUGACGAUUCUAGUAGUAAUGAUGGCGCCCAUUCAAUGAGUAAUAGUACAUUAAUUAGCACACACAUUCCAGUGUCGUUAACAUUUGAGAAUAUCAGCUACACAGUCAAGAAUAGAACCGUUCUUGAAAAUGCAUUUGGUAUUGUCAAGCCAAGAGAAAUGUUGGCUAUAAUGGGCGGGUCGGGUGCUGGUAAAACCACCCUUCUUGAUAUUUUGGCUGGCAAAAAUAAAGAUGGCACAAAGACCGGUAAAAUUCUCAUUAAUGGUAAGCAAUUAACGUCUCAUGAGUACAAAAAAAUAAUUGGGUUUGUUGAUCAGGAAGAUUAUCUCAUCCCAACCCUCACAGUCUAUGAGACAGUUCUAAACUCUGCUCUACUUCGUUUGCCACGUAACAUGCCCGUGGCUGCCAAACAGCUCCGAGUCCUCGAGGUCCUUGACGAGCUUCGUAUUCUUAAGAUCAAAGACCGUCUCAUCGGAUCUGGCUUGGAGCGUGGAAUUUCUGGAGGUGAAAAGCGUCGUGUGGCUAUCGCUUGUGAACUUGUGACUUCUCCAUCAAUUCUUUUCCUUGAUGAGCCAACUUCAGGUUUGGAUUCUUAUAAUGCCAAAAAGGUCGUCGAAUGUCUUGUUCGUCUCUCCCGUGACUACGAACGUACUAUUGUUUUCACCAUUCAUCAGCCACGUAGUAAUAUUGUGGCUCUAUUUGACAAGUUGUUACUUUUAUCAGAAGGUCUGAUCGUGUAUUCUGGCGAUAUGCUAAAAUGUACAGAAUUUUUCAAUGGUCAAGGUUAUCAAUGUCCUCAAGGUUACAAUAUUGCAGACUAUCUCAUUGAUAUUACCUCAGACGCCAAAGGGAAUGCUGCUGCUAAAGGAAAAGAGCCUAUUAAGUUUGGACAAGGUGUUGACGAAGAAAAUUUGCUUCAUGCUGGUGAGGACGAUGAAGACCAUCAUCAUGAUGUUGCCAACUUGCUUUCCCGCCGUGAUUCACAGAUAAAUACUACAGAUGAAUGGGCUCAUUUUGCCUCUCACCGAGACGAAUUAUCUGGGACUUUAGGUCAAUCACAAACAUCUGCGGGGUCUAAAUUGCAAGAUUCAAGAAGCUUGUUGCGUUUCCGUGACUCAGCGUAUGCAGAGGAAAUUCUCCAAGAUAUCAAAACAACCAACGAAAGCUAUAAUAGCGAUGCUAACUCUAAAAUUGCGUCAGUUUCUGGUUUAUCCCAAGCGUCCACACUUCAACAGAUUGUCAUUCUUUCUUCCCGUACAUUCAAGAAUUUGUACCGUAAUCCAAGACUUCUUAUGACUCAGUAUCUUCUUUCGAUAUUUAUGGGUUGCUUUGUUGGUAUUCUUUAUUAUGAUAUUGAAAUUGAUAUAAGCGGAUUCCAAAAUCGGAUGGGUUUGUUCUUUUUUGUGCUCUCUUUCUUCGGCUUCUCAACGUUGACCGGGCUCCAUUCAUUCUCAAUCGAGCGGAUUGUGUUUAUGCGUGAAAGGUCCAACAAUUACUAUUCUUCCUUCUCUUAUUACUUCACUAAGAUUCUUUGCGAUGUUUUGCCACUACGUGUUUUCCCUCCAGUGAUUCUUCUUGCCAUUACAUACCCAUUAGUCGGGUUGAAUAUGGAAGAAAAUGGCUUCACAAAGGCUAUUGUGAUCCUUGUUUUGUUCAACUUGGCUACUGCUCUCGAAAUUUUGAUUGUCGGAAUAUUAAUCAAAGAAAGUGGAAAUGCUACUCUAAUUGGAGUGUUGAUACUAUUAUUUUCAAUGCUCUUUUCUGGCCUCUUCAUCAAUAUCAAAACAGGUGAAACAACUGCUAAUGCUGUUGCUGCUGCCGCCGCCGGUACUGUUCAAAAAAGUGGCGUAUUUGCUUCGAUUGAUUUGAACGUGCUUAAAUAUCUCUCUACUUUCCACUAUGGGUAUGAGUCGUUGAUUAUCAACGAGGUAAAGACCUUGGUUUUAAGAGAAACCAAGUAUGGUUUGAAAAUAGAGAUUCCAGGAGCAACUAUUUUGAGUACUUUUGGAUUCAACGUUGGUGCAUUGUGGGAAGAUGUUGUUGCAUUAGGAGUUUGGUGUGGGGUGUUCUUAGUUGCCGGCUUUGCAUGCUUGCAUUUCUUUGUUGUUGAAAGGAGAUAG